AUGUAUACCGCCGCAAGGUUCGCCGUAUCGAGACAUGUGGGACUCGGGGUUGCGCGUGGCACGUUUGCGCUUGCCUCUGCACGGGGCGAGUUCGGCCGUGGAGGUGCAAGGUGUAUAAAAGACAUAGCCCCAAAACGUGCAGGGCAACUACGACAUCAGAGUAGUGCUGCUUCAGAACCGCAAACCAACACACAAAUUCCAACACCGCCCACCACCACCAAGCGACCCCUCUACAUCCGGCUCCCAAUCGCCCUCGCCCUUACUCUCUUCACCUUCGCUGCAGGCUUCACAAUGGCUGGCGCCCCGGCAAUAGAAUCGAUCCGCGCGAUCGCCAACCCACCCAGCGACGAAGAAACACUCACCCUCUUCACACCCCCCAAUGCCGAAGUCGCCGAAAUCGAGAAGAGCAUAUUCACACACGCCUUGACAAAAUCUCUCCUCGAAGACAACACAUACACCGCGUCCCGCCCGCACCUCAAGAUCCCCGAGCAACUGCGCGCGCAAAACCUCACAGGGGGCACGCUCAUCGGCCCGGACAAGAUCGCAGUGCCGCCGCUGCAGUUCAGCACCGCCGACGGCAGCAAAUUCGUCUCGAUCCAAUACCUCGGAUCCGCGCUGUGCGGGCACCCAGGCAUCGUGCACGGCGGGCUGCUAGGCACGCUGCUCGACGAGGGCCUCGCGCGCUGCUGCUUCCCCGCCCUGCCCAACAAAGUCGGCGUCACGGCCAGUCUGAACAUCUCGUACAAGGCGCCGUGCAUGGCGAACCAGAUUGUCGUCCUGGUCGCUGAGACGACAAAGGUCGAGGGCCGCAAGGCCUGGGUCAAGGGCCGGCUGGAGACGUUGCCCAAGAGCGAGGACGAUAAGCCCGUUGUGCUGACCGAGGCCGAGGCGCUGUUCAUUGAGCCCCGGCAGGCGGCGCAGAUGCGGAGGGUUGUCGUGUAA
This is a messenger RNA of Ascochyta rabiei, 942 nucleotides long. Its product is annotated as Adenylyl-sulfate kinase. The transcript has 2 exons. The record is from RefSeq and is a predicted model, not a curated record. Bases 1 to 942 code for a protein of 313 amino acids. Lineage: Eukaryota; Fungi; Ascomycota; Dothideomycetes; Pleosporales; Didymellaceae.